UAAAGUGAUAAUUGCAAAGAUGGCGACCAGUUCUGAAGGGAAGAUACUCCAGCACACUCGCCACGGUCUCCGUAUGGUUGGUAAGAAGGCCUCCUUCUUCGACCUCCCUGAGCCCAUAUGGCAUCCGGACGAAAAGAGUGCCGUUUGUGAUAAUUGUAAAAACAAGUUUACUAUUACUCACAGAAGACAUCAUUGUCGGAGAUGCGGUAGUGUGAUAUGCAGCGAUUGCUCAGAGAAGCAGACUCUAAGAAGGAUGGGUUUCGUUGAUCCAGUCCUAGUCUGCUUGCACUGUGCACGACUGUGUCAAGGGGAGGAAGAGUUCUACAAGCAUCAUUUGAAAAUACUAGAAAAUGGUGCAUAUUUUGAACUAUCUGAUGCUGACGGCAUACAUAAUUGCAAGCUCAGUAGCGAUCAUUUUCAAAUUAUUGUCACUGGGGGGAGUGGCUCUCACCCUUCAUUGCUCAUGUCCUCUAUAAUGGAAAUUAAAUCCAUCACUGGCCAUGCCCCUGACGGUACACCUACAAAUAAGUUGAAUGGUCUAAAGUUGACGUAUAGAAGUGACACUGAAGAUGGGGAAGAGAUAGACGUUACUCUCUCCCCCUCUCCAUCUCACUCCCGCAAGCAGUCCAUCGAUUGGCUUAAAGGACUGAAAAAGGGGCUGAUGAUCAUUCAUGCUAGAGAGAGGGGCAAUUCGUGUCUUGUAGAGUCAAAUUAAAAAUUAAAAGAGAUUAUAUUAUUAUUGUUGUUAUUUUUGUUAUUGUUAUUGUUAUAGCUUCCUUCAGAAUAUAUUUUUGUGCUUUGUUAUGUUAAGAGAAAUGUCCUUAAUGUUCUUUUUAAUGUUUUUUUUGUGCAGUAAAAAUUCUGCAAUAAAUUAAA
Amphimedon queenslandica is the source of this 876-nucleotide messenger RNA. Its product is annotated as zinc finger FYVE domain-containing protein 21-like. The transcript has 6 exons. The coding region runs from base 20 to 715 and encodes 231 amino acids. Gene Ontology annotation, molecular function: metal ion binding. The record is from RefSeq and is a predicted model, not a curated record. Lineage: Eukaryota; Metazoa; Porifera; Demospongiae; Haplosclerida; Niphatidae.